This is a messenger RNA of Hibiscus syriacus, 580 nucleotides long. RefSeq names its product guanosine nucleotide diphosphate dissociation inhibitor At5g09550-like. Gene Ontology annotation, molecular function: Rab GDP-dissociation inhibitor activity. The record is from RefSeq and is a predicted model, not a curated record. The coding region runs from base 77 to 580 and encodes 167 amino acids. The transcript is spliced from 5 exons. NCBI's taxonomy places the organism in Eukaryota, Viridiplantae, Streptophyta, Magnoliopsida, Malvales, Malvaceae. Gene Ontology annotation, biological process: small GTPase-mediated signal transduction; vesicle-mediated transport. Gene Ontology annotation, cellular component: cytoplasm.
ACAGUGAAAAAAAAAUAGUAACAGGAAAAAAGAUUGAAGAAAUAAAAGAAAACCCAUAUCGUGAGGUUACUCAGCCAUGGAUGAAACGUACGAUGUGAUAGUCUUAGGUACCGGCCUUAAGGAAUGCAUUCUCAGUGGUCUUCUCUCCGUUGAUGGACUCAAAGUUUUGCAUAUGGAUAGAAAUGAUUAUUACGGUGGAGAAUCAACUUCUCUUAAUCUUGUACAGCUUUGGAAGCAUUUCAAGGGAAAUGACAAACCUCCAGAACAGCUAGUCCCUAGCAGGGAAUAUAAUGAUGAUAUGAUUCCCAAGGGUGUUCAAGAGGAUGGUGGAGGUGAUGACAGAGAGCAACAAAUUAGCCUUGAGAUAGUCUUUUAUCUAUUGUUGAUGAAGGGAAAAAAAGAACCUUGGAUAUCAGACAUGUUAUCAACAUUGGAUUCAAGAACGGAAGAAACUCAAGGAUAUAUGCAGAGGAUCUUGGAAUUAAUGUCCAAAUGGGCAAGUUCUAUUGAAUCCACACCUGCAAGCAGCCUACGAAAGUAUCAAAGUCAAGAAACUUACUCAGAUAACAAUCAUCAAUGA